This is a messenger RNA of Adelges cooleyi (spruce gall adelgid), 945 nucleotides long. RefSeq lists its product as uncharacterized. NCBI's taxonomy places the organism in Eukaryota, Metazoa, Arthropoda, Insecta, Hemiptera, Adelgidae. The transcript has 3 exons. The record is from RefSeq and is a predicted model, not a curated record. The coding region runs from base 145 to 771 and encodes 208 amino acids.
GGACUCGGGCCACAAAGUUAAUUUCCUAUUGUAUAAGUAAAAUUAAAAAGAAAAAAUGUGAAAAGCAUUAUUUAUGCAAAAUUUUGAGUUUAGAAUUCGUAUAUUUUUGAUAUUGAAAUUCAUUAGCAAAUUAUAUAUGUCACUAUGUUAAACAACUUUAGAUCAGUUAUACGAAGCUUUGCAAAUCUUACAAUUGCUGCUGAUAGAGUAUCAAACGCUCGAUUGAUUUGUUCUAUUAAUCAAUCACCUUUACAGCCACCGAAUUUUCCGAUUUCUAUUUAUGUACCUACUGUACCAUUAAAACAAAUUAUAGAAAAACAUACUCCUUGUAUUCCUUUGAGAAUCCCAUGUCCUUCAAAACCACUUACAAUUGUUGAUCCCUUCAGUGAAAAUGCAAAUGAAAUUCAAGCAGCUAGGCUGAUUGUCAUUCGACGUAAAAAAAUGAAAAAACACAAGUUAAGGAAGUUACGUAAACGUAUGAAGUAUGUUUGGGCCAAAGUACGCCAGAAGAGAGAGAUGAGAAAGGAGAAGGCCUUUCAAGCUGAACUUUUAACACAGGUUAAAGAAGCAGAAAAGUUUAGCCCCGUUGAAUAUGUACAAGAAAAGCUGAAUGUUGUCAACAUGACGAUACUGCCAAAUAGAUGGAGGGGUAAACGCUUGCCUGAAUUUGUCAUUAAGGAUUUAAUCGCUAAAGCUCAAGCUAAAAAGCAGGCUAAAUUAGAAGCUAAAGAUAGAAAAGAAAAACUUUUGGCUAAUUACAAACCGACAUGAUUUUUAAAAGCUUAUAAAUAUUAGUUCUUUUGAUAUUAUAAUAAAUGUGUUAUAUAACUUAGUUUUCAAACUUUAUCAUAUUUAUUAUAAUUUAUACUGUUGUUGACCUAAAUUGUGUUAGCUAUUUUUUGUAAAUGUUAAUUUAAAGCUACAAUAAUGAUGUAUAGUAGUGUA